Messenger RNA from Medicago truncatula (barrel medic), 2746 nucleotides. RefSeq names its product AUGMIN subunit 6. Gene Ontology annotation, molecular function: microtubule binding. The transcript has 13 exons. Lineage: Eukaryota; Viridiplantae; Streptophyta; Magnoliopsida; Fabales; Fabaceae. The record is from RefSeq and is a predicted model, not a curated record. The coding region runs from base 290 to 2464 and encodes 724 amino acids. Gene Ontology annotation, cellular component: HAUS complex; mitotic spindle microtubule. Gene Ontology annotation, biological process: spindle assembly.
AAUAAAAUAAAGAGACACAACACAGCGAGAGAGAAAGAUCAGAGAGAAAACAAACACAGAAAAGAAGCAGAAGAAGCAGAUUACAGCUUUUUCUCAAACGCGCGUUUCGCUUAACCUUGCGUUUAAGUGCUUUUGGAUCCUCAUUUCUCAUCUCAUUAUCUCAAACCUCCGCCCUGUAAGAAUCAGCAAAUCGUAGCAGCUUUUUCUUAAUCGCGCGUUUUAAGUUUUUUUUCUUUCAAAACGCGCGUUUAAGUUAAGCUUAUUUUCAAAACCGUAUGAGAAGAAGGUGAUGACGAUGGAUAGAGAAAAAGAGAGAGAAAUCGAACUAGAAAGUGCAAUGUACACGAAUUGUUUGUUGUUAGGUUUGGAUCCAUCGGUUAUUGGAGUUGGAGCAUCGAAUUCAACUCCUCGUGUUGGUGCAUUUCGUCAUUCAAACCCUAAAUUAGGAGAACAGUUGCUAUAUUUCAUUCUCUCUUCUCUCAGAGGACCAAUUCAAUCUUCAAAAGAUUUUGAUAAGGUUUGGCCGAUUUUUGAUUCCGCACAAUCGCGUGAUUUUCGUAAGGUUGUGCAAGCGAUUAUUAGUGAGCUUGAGUCGCAAGGAGCACUUCCUAGAAGCAAUUCAAGGGUUUCUUCGCUUGCUACUUGUUGUGGACCUAGGUUUGUUGAGCUUUUGUGGCAACUUUCGUUGCAUGCUCUGCGAGAGGUUCAUCGACGGACAUUUACUUCGGACAUAGCAUCUAAUCCAUUGCCUACGCCAUUGACUGAUGUAGCAUUCUCACAUGCAGCUACUCUACUUCCAGUUACGAAGGCAAGAAUAGCCCUUGAAAGAAGGAAGUUUUUAGAAAAUGCAGAAAUGGCUGUACAACGGCAGGCCAUGUGGUCUAAUUUGGCUCAUGAAAUGACUGCUGAAUUUCGCGGGUUAUGUGCUGAAGAGGCUUAUUUGCAACAAGAGCUGGAAAAGCUGCAUGACUUAAGGAAUAAAGUCAAAUUGGAAGGAGAACUUUGGGAUGAUCUCGUAUCUAGUUCAAGUCAGAAUUCCCAUUUGGUUUCUAAGGCUACUCGCCUAUGGGAUUCUUUAUUAGCUCGUAAAAGUCAACACGAAGUUCUUGCAUCAGGGCCUAUUGAAGACUUGAUAGCUCAUCGGGAACAUAGGUACCGAAUCUCUGGAUCAUCUCUGCUUGCAGCAAUGGACCAGAGUUCCCAGGCUCCUUAUUCAGAUGUAUUAUCUGGUGACUCCGGGGAUUUGUCUUCAGUGCAAACGGACAACCAAGGGGAGAUUGAUGGAUCUCAUUUUAGCAGUGAGACAUUGACAACAGUGGAUGACAGAAAUGGGAGAGUCCACCAAACCGUUGACAUAGCAGAAGUUAUACGGCGAUGGACACACGCCUUGCAACGUAUCCAUAAACAAUCACUUCAUCUGGCAAAAGCAAAUGAUGGAGAGGGUCCAGAUAUAUUGCGCAGUGCACAGGAAGGCAGUUCAAGUGGCCAUGCUGAGUCUUUAGCGGCAACCCUUGCAGAGCAUCAGCAACACUUGGCUAGCUUCCAGGUGCUUAUCAACCAACUCAAAGACGUUGCCCCAACAAUUCAGAAGUCCAUAUCAGAGUGUACAGAAAAAGUGAACUGCUUGGCCUCCAAUCUAACUCCACAUCUAUUGAACAGACAUCAUAGCCAGUCAACAUCACCUAUCCAAGCACAGAGCAGUGGGAGGAUGGAAAGUGGUACUGAUGAUGUUGGUGAGUUGGCUUCAAGAAUGUCUAAUGUUCAGCUUGACAAGGUUUCUGUUAGUCCCUCCACUUUAAAACUUCCUCAGUUAUUUAGCAUGACCCCUUCUGGAAAAGCUGGAAAUGUGCAAAGGCGGCAUGGUUAUGCUUCUCAGACCAGCCAAACAGAGAACCUUUCUGUUAGUAAAUCUUUGGACGCUCCUUCAAAUAAUGAAGUAGCAAGUUCAGAAGGUAGUGAUAGUUUGUUUGUCCAGAAUUUGAAGAGGUCAGUAAGAGAAGCUGCGCUGUCAUUGCAGUCAUACAAUUUAGAAUCAUCUCGGAAUAGUAGCCAUUCUGACGGAAGUUCUGAGCACUUCUUUGUCCCCCUAUCAGAGACUAGCUUUUCUCAUUCAGAUACAGAAAAAAACGUAACUUCAUUGAGGAGCAAAAGGUUAUUUGUAUCUCCAAUGGACGAUCCUUUACUUGAGAGUCAUGCAUCAGAUGAACAUGGGAGCAAGUUUGAUGAAUUUUCAGAUAUGUUGAGUGAUAUGGAAAGGCUUUCGUAUUCUGACAAUGUAAAUGGGUUUCUCUCGUAUACCGGUUCAAAUGAAACAUCCGAUGCACGACGGUCAAUGUUUGACUUCGAGGAUGCACAAGAAGUUUUCUCACCACCUAUGCUAAUGGACUCGUCACUUUUGACUGAUCAGUUUGAAGACUUGCUGGCCCCUCUCUCAGAAACCGACACGGCAUUGAUAGACCAUUGAGAAUUUAAUGGCAACCUCCGAAAGACUUAAUCGAGGAAAUGGCGUGAUUAAUGCAGUGGAUUGCUAUUCUUUUACUGGGAUUUUCACUCCCUUCACGCUGUAUGACACGACACUCUUGUAUCUUGGCAUGUAUAUUAGAAACGAACACUCACUUUGUUUUCUUGUACUGUGCAGUGAUGAUAUAUACAUUGUUCCUUUUCUGAAUAUGGUUUGGUGAUUUCCAUUGCUUUGUGCACAUUGACUGAUUAGUGGAAUAUAAUUCUUUGAUUUAUGAUUCCAUUA